AUGUGGCAGGAUAACUCCCAAUACGCCUCGACAUCCUCCCAGAACCAGUAUUACCAGCAAGCUGUGGCUCCUCAACCUGGCGUGCCUCUCCAGUUCUAUGCGCCAAGCCCGGGAGUCGGAGGGUCGUUCUACAGCGGCCGCUCCAGUCUGGAGGGGAGCAUGGGCGCUCAGGGAUCGAUACAGCAGGGCGGAGGAUACACCGGACAGAUACAGCCCUCGGGGGGAUGGUGGACGGCGUUCGGGACUGGAGGUUUCGAGGGGGAACCACCGUUGCUUGAAGGUGCGUACUCCAGAACCCAACUGGGUAUCAACUUUUCGCACAUUCAAGCAAAAUCACUGGCCGUGCUCAACCCACUGCGACAUGUGGAUGAGCGAAUCAUGGACGAUGCAGACCUCGCCGGACCUUUGCUCUUCGUCUUCUGCUUUGGAACCUUCCUUCUCUUUUCCGGCAAGCCACAGUUUGGAUACAUCUACGGUGUCGGCGUCCUUGGCUCGCUCUCCAUCUAUACCCUCCUCAAUCUCAUGUCGGAGAAGGGCAUCGACGCAUACCGGGUGGUUUCUGUCCUCGGUUAUUGCCUCUUGCCCAUGGUCGCAGUGGGCGCGCUCAGUGUUGCAGUCACAUUAGAUGGAAUGCUCGGAUAUAUUCUCUCCACCUUGUCGAUUCUGUGGUGCACGUACGCCGCUUCGGGUAUUUUCGUCGUAGUCUUGCGCAUGUCAGACCAGCGGCUUCUCCUGGCGUACCCCAUCGGUCUACUGUACGGAUGUUUCGCUCUUCUCAGUGUAUUCAACGUCGGUGGAGGCUCCAAGUAA
Molecule: messenger RNA, 810 nt
Organism: Epithele typhae
Lineage: Eukaryota; Fungi; Basidiomycota; Agaricomycetes; Polyporales; Epitheliaceae
Product: Yip1-domain-containing protein
Exons: 4
Coding region: 1-810 (269 amino acids)
Biological process (GO): endoplasmic reticulum to Golgi vesicle-mediated transport; vesicle fusion with Golgi apparatus
Cellular component (GO): membrane; trans-Golgi network
Source: RefSeq, a predicted model, not a curated record